Molecule: messenger RNA, 3074 nt
Organism: Drosophila ficusphila
Lineage: Eukaryota; Metazoa; Arthropoda; Insecta; Diptera; Drosophilidae
Gene: tgo
Product: aryl hydrocarbon receptor nuclear translocator homolog
Exons: 2
Coding region: 197-2128 (643 amino acids)
Biological process (GO): regulation of transcription by RNA polymerase II
Cellular component (GO): cytoplasm; transcription regulator complex; nucleus
Molecular function (GO): DNA-binding transcription factor activity, RNA polymerase II-specific; protein dimerization activity; RNA polymerase II cis-regulatory region sequence-specific DNA binding
Source: RefSeq, a predicted model, not a curated record
CAGUCACGGUCACACUUCACGCAGUAAACAGAGAUUUUAUCGUGUAGUGUAGAGGAAAAGUACUGAAUUUAUGGUCAACGGCGCAUUAAACCAAACCAAUAAAAGUGUCUGGAUGAACCAAGAACCAGCGCGCUCCUACCAAUUAGCACAGGCGACCCAAAUUACGACGAGCGUUUUCUAAUUACGCAUUCCAAUCAUGGACGAAGCUAACAUACAGGACAAGGAGCGGUUCGCUAGCCGCGAGAACCACUGUGAGAUCGAGCGACGACGUCGCAACAAGAUGACGGCCUAUAUCACGGAACUCUCGGACAUGGUGCCCACCUGCAGUGCUCUGGCCCGCAAACCGGACAAGCUGACCAUUCUUCGCAUGGCGGUGGCCCACAUGAAGGCUCUGCGUGGCACUGGUAACACCAGCAGCGACGGCACCUACAAACCCUCCUUCUUGACCGACCAGGAGUUGAAGCACCUCAUCCUGGAAGCGGCAGAUGGUUUCUUGUUCGUUGUUUCCUGCGAUUCCGGAAGGGUUAUCUACGUCUCCGACUCUGUGACUCCCGUUCUAAACUACACCCAGAGCGAUUGGUACGGCACCAGUCUGUACGAGCACAUUCACCCCGACGAUCGCGAUAAGAUCCGUGAGCAGUUGUCCACACAGGAAUCGCAAAACGCCGGCCGCAUCCUGGACCUCAAGUCGGGCACUGUAAAGAAGGAGGGCCACCAGUCUAGCAUGCGGUUGAGCAUGGGAGCACGACGCGGAUUUAUCUGCCGGAUGCGAGUUGGAAAUGUGAGUGCAGAAACCAUGGUCUCCGGGCAUCUGAAUCGCCUCAAACAGAGGAACUCACUCGGACCCUCAAGGGACGGCACCAACUACGCCGUAGUUCAUUGCACGGGGUACAUCAAGAACUGGCCGCCCACUGACAUGUUUCCCAACAUGCACAUGGAGCGAGAUGUGGACGAAAUGAGCUCGCAUUGCUGCCUUGUGGCCAUCGGGCGGCUCCAGGUGACAUCCACGGCCGCCAAUGACAUGAGUGGCUCGAACAAUCAGAGUGAGUUUAUCACGCGUCACGCCAUGGAUGGCAAGUUCACUUUUGUGGAUCAGCGUGUUCUCAACAUAUUGGGGUAUACGCCCACUGAGCUCCUAGGCAAGAUCUGCUACGAUUUCUUUCAUCCCGAGGACCAGAGCCACAUGAAGGAGAGCUUCGAUCAAGUGCUCAAGCAAAAGGGACAGAUGUUCUCGCUGUUGUACAGAGCCAGGGCUAAGAACUCGGAGUACGUCUGGCUUCGCACUCAGGCGUAUGCCUUCUUGAAUCCCUACACCGACGAAGUGGAGUACAUAGUGUGCACCAACAGCUCUGGGAAGACAAUGCAUGGCGCUCCUUUGGACGCAGCAGCUGCUCAUACACCCGAGCAAGUGCAGCAGCAGCAGCAGGAGCAGCAUGUUUAUGUCCAGGCUGCUCCCGGAGUGGACUACGCCCGCAGGGAACUGACCCCAGUGGGCAGUGCCACCAACGAUGGCAUGUACCAGACGCACAUGCUGGCCAUGCAGGCUCCGACGCCGCAGCAGCAGCAACAACAACAGCAACAGCGUCCUGGAUCCGCGCAGACCACACCUGUGGGCUAUACCUAUGACACCACACAUUCUCCGUAUAGUGCUGGGGGACCCUCGCCAUUGGCCAAGAUCCCCAAGUCGGGCACAUCGCCCACACCUGUGGCGCCAAACUCCUGGGCAGCACUGCGUCCACAGCAACAACAACAGCAGCAGCCCGUGACCGAGGGCUAUCAGUACCAGCAGACGAGUCCGGCCAGGUCGCCAAGCGGUCCAACCUAUACCCAAUUGAGUGCCGGAAACGGCAAUCGUCAGCAACCGCAGCCGGGAGCUUAUCAAGCAGCUCCUCCGCCACCGCCGCCAAAUGCGCCGGGAAUGUGGGACUGGCAGCAGGCUGGAGGGCACCCGCAUCCGCCGCACCCAACGGCGCAUCCGCACCAUCCUCACGCUCAUCCCGGAGGUCCUGCCGGAGCAGGUCAGCCGCAGGGUCAGGAGUUCUCGGACAUGCUGCAGAUGCUGGACCACAGUGGGACGACCACGUUUGAGGACCUGAACAUCAACAUGUUCAGCACGCCGUUUGAGUAAUCCCAAUACCCUCCCGAUUCCCCUUUCCCUUCCCCUUCUUUACUCCCCACUUAACCUGUGUCUCUCUCAACCACUGUUCAAGUGCAAUCCAUCUUAACAUUGUUGAAAUAAUUCAGCCAAACGCAUGCAAACUGUAAUCUCGUAAAUAGCAUUUUAAGUACAUAGCCGUAGUCACGUACACGUCUCUUGAUAACUUUUAUUUUUGUGUGCUAUGCCUUCUUUACUUCCACCUGACAUUUCCAUAACCCCGCCCCGCCUGCACUUAACCCGCUCAUUGGCCGUGUAAAAGUAUUUACAAUUAAAGUAACGAAAGGGAAUAAGUUCAUCGCGAGAGAAUAUGAAUUGAACUUUCUCAUCGAUACUAUAGGAUUAAUUCACGUGUGACACGCUUUGUGCAGAGUAUUCUUUUGUAUUUCUCAUCAAGCAUUUUAAAGUUCAUGCAACAUAUACAUAUAUAAAUAUACAAUCCGUAGUCUAAUAUACAAAAAUGUAUAAUUGUAAGCUAUACAAGUGCACCACUUACACUUUUUCGCCUCGAACAACCAAUGACAUUGACACCAUUUCAUACUAAUUUUAGCUCAUUUUCCGCCAAUGCAACCAGAAGAACUUGAGCAAACAAUAUACAUAUUCUAUAUACAUAUACACACAAAAUCGCUUCAUGUGCAGCUUUUCAUUUUGUGUUAAUUGCAAUUCAUGCAGAACGAAAUCUUUCAAGCUCAAUACAGUGGCGCUCAAAACUAAAUCGCACACACAACAUAAGACCAUUUGAUGACGACAAGUUCAAAAAUUAAAUUAGUUAAGGCCAAUCCAAGAAACAAAUUUAAAACAAUUCUUUAGCCGCUAAGUUUCAAACAACGAUUAUGCUUAAACCUUUGUGUAUUGAGUAUUUUGAGUAUUGAGAACAAAUAUUUCGGUUUUUAAUAAAAUUAAACAUAAUGUACUACAA